Messenger RNA from Cucurbita pepo subsp. pepo (vegetable marrow), 711 nucleotides. RefSeq lists its product as uncharacterized. The record is from RefSeq and is a predicted model, not a curated record. Lineage: Eukaryota; Viridiplantae; Streptophyta; Magnoliopsida; Cucurbitales; Cucurbitaceae.
UAGAAUUUAUUUUCGCCCAAUCGACGUCUCUCGCCUGUUCCAACGAUUCUUCUCAAGUUUCGAUCCCGAUCGCUUGUUCUAGGAUUAGGGUUUGGUUUUUUUCUCUGCAAAUCGGGGCAAGAUGGCAAUGAGGCAAUUCUUCUCGGAAAUCAGGGGCUUGAAGGUUAAGGAGCUGCCUGGCUACGUGAAGCCGAUGCUCACCAUUGACUCUGUGAAGAAGGCAGUGCAGAGAGGUCUCGACAACUACCACGCCAAGUACAUUCAGACCAGCUCGAUUGACCCUCUUCUCCAUGUCUGCUAUGGCGGUAUGGUCUUAUCCUACCUCCUUGCGCUCCCUGAGGAACGGCGCCACCUUGAACAUCAGCAACACGCCAAAGAGCAUGGUGGCCACUGAUUGAAUUCCCCAUGUCUUGAGGGUCAGUGUGCCUCAAAGGUGUUUCUGGUCAAUAAUUUGUUUCCCGAAUGCUUUUGUAUCUUAGUCUUGCUGCCUGAAACUUGCUAUUAUUUUCUUUAACACAUGGUGCCAGAGGCAAUAAACAGACUUUUCUGUGAGUUUUUAACCAUAUGUGGCAACCAUCUUUGAGUUGCAAUACGUUCAUGGUUGUUGUGCACAUGCUUAUUCCUGUGGUUAGUUCUUUUCUUUGUCAAUUGCCUAGUGUACUAUCGCUUCAGGCUUCAAAAUUUCAAAUGCAAAUUGAUAUCUUUCGUUUC